Molecule: messenger RNA, 2247 nt
Organism: Triticum turgidum subsp. durum (durum wheat)
Lineage: Eukaryota; Viridiplantae; Streptophyta; Magnoliopsida; Poales; Poaceae
Source: the annotation of a GenBank genome assembly
AUGAAACACCUCCAUCCUCUAGGACUUCUCCUACUCUACUGCUCUUGUCUCCUACUAUGUGCAAUCAUGCCGGUGGUAGCCAGCAUCCGGCGUGAAGCUGAAGCACUUGUGAAGUGGAAAGCUAGCUUGGAUGGUGCUGAUGAGUCCCUUGGGCCACGGUCAUUGGAAAACUCCACAAGCCUUUGCAAGUGGACGCACAUCAUCUGCGACCCCGCCGGGCACAUCACAGAGCUUGACCUUGACAGAGCAGGUCUGAACGGUACACUUGACGAGUUGGAUUUCUCGGCCUUUCCCCAGCUGAAGAGACUCACCUUUUCCCACAAUGAUCUAUAUGGUAAGAUUCCAGCAGGGAUUGGCAACCUGACGAGCUUGGUCGAGUUAGCCAUCAGCUAUAACCCGUAUUUGAGGGGCGCCAUUCCACGCAGCAUUGGCCAGCUCAAGCAUCUUUCUUUCCUGGAAAUGAUAGGUUUGGGCCUUGGUGGCACUCUACCUGAAGAGAUUGGUAACUUGACAAGCUUGGAUGUGCUCAAUCUCAACUCCAAUACUUUGACUGGAUCGAUCCCAUCAACAAUUGGGAUGCUCACGAAGCUCCGCUUGCUGAACCUGGGAAACAACAAUCUGACAGGGUGCAUCCCAUUGGAGAUUGGAAACAUGACAGAACUGCUGACCAUGUACUCUCGGAAUAACUGUUUGGAAGGACAGCUACCAGGCACAAUUGCUCAUUUGAUAAAACUUCAGGAUUUGGAACUGUCAGGAAAUCAGCUCCGAGACCACAUUGUUGCUGAGCUUGGGAAUAGCAGCAUCUUGGAGGCGGUCGACAUUUCACAUAACAACUUCUCUGGGAUGUUCCCGUUAUCCAUUUGCUUAGGAGGGUCACUGAUUUUUCUCAAAGCUGGAUACAAUGGAUUUACCAGCAUCCAGCGCCGGACCUUUCAAAACUGCACAACCUUGCAAUAUGUUGAAUUCACAGCAAACAACAUUGUUGCAGAGCUAAGGGACUGUUUUAGUGAGCAUCCAGGAGAGCUGACCACCGUGGUUUUCAGUCAGAACCAGCUGUACGGCACGCUUCUGACAGGUCGAGGUGAGGAAUUCUUUUGUAACUAUACUAAUUUAAAACUCCUAGACCUAUCAAGCAAUGCCUUACAUGGAGGUUUUUCCAAGUGUUUCUGGGACUUGCCAAGCUUGCAAUUCAUGGAUCCGUCCAGCAACUCUUUCAGUGGUGUAGUUCCGUUUACAAGGACAUGUCAAGAUGAUCUUAAGCAUCUACUCCUAGCUGAUAACCAUUUCAGAGGAACCUUUCCUCUGGGUCUGAAGGAAUGCAAAAACCUUAACACUCUAGAUCUUGGAGGCAAUAAUUUUUCUGGUACAAUACCUUCUUGGAUAAGCAUGAGUUUUCCUAAACUCAACUUUCUUCGGCUGUCAUCAAACAUGUUUGGCGGCAUCAUACCCCAUGAGAUCUUACAAUUUCGCCAGCUCCAAGUAUUAGACUUGUCCAAAAACAGGCUCACCGGACCUGUUCCGGAUGAUUUUAGGAAUUUUACUGGCAUGGCAGAAGAGAACAUUGACUUCAUAUACCCUGACCGAUAUGUUUAUCAAGUGCGGAUUCAAAUAAUUUGGAAGAAUGUGGAUUAUGUUUACCAUCUGAUGAUAGCUGCCAUGGCAGGUAUCGACUUAUCUGGUAACUCUCUUUCACAAGAAAUCCCAAAUGGGCUCACGGAUCUUCUUGGACUGAGAUAUCUGAACUUAUCAGGAAAUCAUCUGUCAGGCUGUAUUCCUGAAGACAUUGGCAACAUUGUACUGCUGGAAUCCUUGGACCUUUCCCGGAACCAACUCUGGGGGGAAAUUCCUCCAAGCUUUGCGGGUCUGAAGAGCAUAAGCACUCUGAACCUCUCAACCAACGGUUUAUCAGGGAGGAUACCUACAGGCGAUCAGCUGCGGACACUUGAUGACCCGUCAAUAUACAGCAAUAAUCCUGGGCUAUGCGGGUUUCCGUUAGAAGACUGCAAAAACUCGUCGACACCGACGCAAACUGAAAAAAGCCUGGAUGAAGAUAGAGAGGCAUUGUGGUUGUAUUGCUCCGUGGCUGCUGGGUUCAUCUUUGGGUUCUGGCUCUACUGGGUUAUAUUCUUGUUUCGCAGCGAGACAUGGAGGUAUUCAUUCUAUCAGUAUGUGGACAACAUGCAAGCGAAGGUGAUCAAGAAGAUGUGUAGCUGCAUGAAGCGCUUCCAGGCCAACGGUUCUGAAUGA